Molecule: messenger RNA, 4202 nt
Organism: Saccostrea cuccullata (small rock oyster)
Lineage: Eukaryota; Metazoa; Mollusca; Bivalvia; Ostreida; Ostreidae
Product: EF-hand calcium-binding domain-containing protein 4B-like
Exons: 22
Coding region: 244-2487 (747 amino acids)
Biological process (GO): vesicle-mediated transport
Molecular function (GO): calcium ion binding; GTP binding; GTPase activity
Source: RefSeq, a predicted model, not a curated record
UUUUAUUCUCCCUCAGGUCUAGUCAGCCAUCAUUUUAUUUGUAACCUGUACGUACAAAAGGGCCGCCACAAAGAACAGCUGCCGCGGCACUUGCGUCCGAUCGUACGGGGAGGAUCCUAGGAGUUUGUGCGUCAGGGAUUCUGAUUCAGACUGAAAUCCUAGAGUGAGAGCCGUCAACAAAUGGCAGAGUUUUUAGAGAGAUCCCUUCAGAUGUAGCUUCAUAGAUUCAGAAGUCUUUUGAUCAUGCAUCAGAGUGUAGGAGGUGACCCCUCCGUUCAGGAAGACAUGGAGUUCCUGGCCAAACAGAAAGCUCAUGAGCUGUUCACAGUGUGUGACAUUGAGGAGAAGGGCUUCAUCACCAAGCGUGACAUGCAGAGGUUGCAGACCGAGUUGAACCUUGACCCAGAGCAGCUAGAGGCCGUGUUUGAUUCUCUGGAUGAUGAUAAAAAUGGAUAUUUAACGCUAGAGGAGUUCACAUCAGGCUUUGGAAGUUAUCUGGGAAUAUCUGCUCCCGUUAACGACAAUGACAGCCUGAAUCUGAGUGAUCAUUACGAAGAAGAAAUGGGGGACAAGGCAGAAGAGGAGGAAAAACAGUUCUGUAACAUGAUGGAGAGCAUAGGAGCAGACAAAGUCAUCGAUGAUCAGGCCACAGUGAAGACUCUGUGGAUGAAGAUUCGACAUGAAGAACCUGAGUUGAUGUCUAACUUUGAGGACUUCCUGUACAAGGUGUCCAAUGACAUCCAGAGAGCCAGGGGGGACUUUGAGUCACUGGAGAACGCUCUCAAAAGUAAAAACACGGCUCACGACCAGGAAAUCCAGAAACUGUAUGAAGAAAUGGAAUAUCAGAUCAAACAGGAGAAGCAGAAGAUCCUGACAGAGGAGCAGUUGAAAGAGAGACAGAUGAGAGAGGCAAUGGAGGAAGAAUUAAAAGAAAAAGACAGGCAGCUACAGGAUCUCCUUGCUAAACACCAAGAGAUGGAAAAAAGAAUGAGUGAAUUAAACCAAACAGAGGUGGAAACCAAACUGGAAAAUGACAAGUUAAUGAAGGAGAAAGAAGCCUUAGAAGAAAUGCUAGAGAAAUCUCAAGAGAGUCUGGAAGAAUCAAAAUCAUACAUUGGUCAGCUACGGUCUCAACAAAAAGACGAAAAACGAGAAAGAGCCAGGGCAGCAUUGCGUUUAACAGAAAACAUUGCUUUGGAAAGAGAAAGUUUGGUUAAACAGCUUGAUUUACUCAGAGAUGUAAACAAGAAGCUUCGAGAUGACAAGGAUGAGGCAGAAACAAGGCGGUGUGCCGUCAGUGACACCGAGAUGUCAGAUGAUUUACACCAGAUUUUGGAGUCAGAAGCAAAUGCGAAGAGGCAAUGCUUCAGAAACCAGGACCCGUCCAAACGAGGAUCCAUCCUCGGCAACUACUUCCCUCCAAGCAGAGGCAGAAUGGACUCCACCCAAGAAUCAAUCUCGGAGUUUUCGAACGACGAGGAUCUAGAGCAAUCGCAGCCACAUCAUCAUUCACUUCAUGACAUCACAGACAUCGCUGAUGACAUUGAAUGCGAUGAUGAUGUCAUGACCACUCAGCACACACAGUCACUUGAUCAUGUAGAUAGUCAUUAUGGGAUAGGUGGGCAGGGUUCACAGGUCACUGAGAGCCAGAACAGGGAUCAAACUACAAGCAGUGAUGGGGAAAUAAAUGUUAGAAGUUCUAGACAGAGGCACAAGCAGCACAAGAGACAGAGAAAAAAAGGACAAAAAGCAGUGGUUGAUGAAAAUAGGGAUGAUACUGAUACUAACAAUUAUGAGGACACUAAUGAAACAUCUUUUAGAAAUGGAAUUGUCCCUGAAACUCCCAGAGGACAGCCUGUCGGAGAGGACAAGACUGAUGAGGAGGUGACCCCUCCCCCCAGACAGAGGCUGUUUAAGGUCGUAUUUGUGGGAGACUCAGGUGUUGGCAAGAGCAGUUUCAUACACAGAUUCUGUAAUGACCAGUUCAACCCCACAUUUAGUGCAACUAUAGGUGUGGACUUCCAGGUGAAGAGUCUGGUGAUGGAGGGACAGGUGAUUGUUCUACAGCUCUGGGACACUGCUGGCCAGGAACGGUUUCGAAGUAUCACGAAGCAGUAUUUCAGAAAAGCGGAUGGUGUGAUACUGAUGUAUGAUGUCACCACAGAGGCCACAUUCACCAAUGUCAGGAACUGGAUGACCAGCAUAAAAGAGGGGGUGGAGGAAGGAACAGCCCUGGUUGUCGUCGGUAACAAGACAGAUCUGAUUGAGGAGGAUGACAGAAGAGCCGUCAAAGCUAAGGACGGGAACAAACUCGCUGCUGAAUUUGAUGCCACCUUCUUUGAGGUCAGUGCCAAGUCUGGAACAAACAUCAAGGAAUGCAUGGAAGCUUUAGCAAGAAUUUUAAAAGAAAAGGAAGACGAUGAAAUAGAGAAAGCUGUACAUUUAGAAGAUUCUGAGAAAAAGAAAAAAGGGGGAUGUUGUAGCUGAUAGAUAUAUUUAACUUGUCAUCAUAAUAAUAAGGAAUACUCAUCGUUACCAUUGAACAAAGCAACUCUUUCCUGGAAAAAGUGAGGUUUCGGUUGACUAUGUCAUAACUCGUUAGUAAAUCCAUAAGAAAUGUUAUUUUUACACAAACAGAACAGUGCUGCUGUUCUAAAUUUGCUGCUUCCAGUACGUGUCUUGAUUUUACAGACAUUAUCCAAAGUGGUUGGCUUGGAAAGUCCCUUCUUUGAUCUCAGUGUUCUAAGAACAAACAUUCUAUUUAUUUUUUAAAAAUAUGCUGAUUGCAUAUACCUCUGACUAUCCCAUAAUAACUGAUCUCCUUGGUUAUAGAAAUCCAUUAUUAUUUUAGUGCAAUAUAUGUUAGAUUUUAUUUUCAUAUUUUUAUGAUAUACACAAUUGCAAACUUGUUUCAUUAUUUCAUAAGUUAUGUUUUAUAAUUUAUGUAUGGGGAAAUAAUAAAUCCUUGGUUGUUAUUUAUUUAUUCUCUAUAGGAAAUAAUUUUAUGAACACUUGCAUUAUUUUAAUGGUGUACAUAUUGGCGUUAUUUCUUUCGAUUCAUGAUCUGCGCAUAAUCCUGCAUUUAAAAAAAAAUGCUGAUUUUCAUGAUUCAUAGAUCAGAACAUGUAUACAGAUUUCAAAAUAUUUUUUUUACACUGUAUCCAUACAAUGUUUCAUGUUUUACUACAACAAUUCCAUAAAGCAUUCCUGAACUAUGCAAUAAAUGUUGAUGUCUGCUACAUUGUAGCUUCUGUUCUAUUUGUUGAUUGAGCAUUCUACAUACAAAGCAUGUUUUAAUGAUGCUUGUGGGAAAUGUAUUUUAAUUUGUACUAUAUGUAUAUAUAAAAUUGUUUAUAGUAUUUAUAAAAUUUAUACUAUUUAAAAGUUGGUAUCUGAAAGCAAAGAACUAUAUUCGGUAUACUGCAUAUCUUUGCCCCCACUAAAGUCAAAUUUUGAAAAAUUUUUAAAAUGUGUUGAAAUGUAUAAAUUGUAUGAAAAAUAUAAAUUAACAAAACAUAUUCUAGUUUCAAAGUAGGUUAUUGACAAUUUUUGUUUUUAUGACAUCACAAACUAGUCGGAAUUUGCAUUAUAAUUUAGAAAAAAGGACAAAAUGGACAAAAUUUCAACAAUUUUAGCUAUAGAAUUUAUAGAGCGCAGGUCUGCUCAGGAACAAUAUUUGCAUAUUUAAUUGAUAUUAUCAUUCUACACAUUAUAUCAAAAUAUUGAGCCUGAUCAGACCUGCGCUCGGUGAUUUUUACUCAAAAUAUCGAUGCAAUAUUUACAUUUUUCUGUAGAAAUCAUGGAAUUUUUAAAUUUACGUCCUUUUCCUGACGUCAUUUCAAACAUAUGACGUCAUUGCUAAUGAAAACAUUCAGUGCUUUGAAGUCAGCAUGUAUCCCCCUGUUUUAAAACAUAAUUAAAUAUUACUCUGUCAAGGUUUGAUUUUGGGGGCAAAUAUUGGUUAUUACCGAAUAAAGUCCUUUAAAAUUAGUCUACAUUUACUUGCAACAAACAAAAUGUUACAUUGUAAAGAAAAGAAAAUAUUUAAUUGACUUACUUCAUUUUAUUUAAAAUUAAUUUAGCUUUUACUCAUUUUAAAUGAAAACUAAAAAAUAUAUUUUAAACACUUAAGCUUUUAUGUACAGUCAUGAAAAUUUAUGACUUUUUAGCACAGGGUUUACAAUUUAAAUCAGUUCUUUUUU